Molecule: messenger RNA, 3293 nt
Organism: Capsicum annuum
Lineage: Eukaryota; Viridiplantae; Streptophyta; Magnoliopsida; Solanales; Solanaceae
Product: protein PHOX1
Molecular function (GO): protein binding
Source: RefSeq, a predicted model, not a curated record
GGCUGAAAAAGAAAGAGAAAAAGCAAGAAUCUUGGGGUUUGUUUGGUGAGUUGCUGUAAUUGGAAGGAGAAAAAUUCUGAACAUAUAUACUGUUUUUUUGUGUUUUGGUAAUUUUUGAAGAAUGCCCUUUUGGAUUUAGGGUGUUAAAUCUUUGUUGUUGAAGUUAUUUUGUGAAAAAGAUUGGAUUUUUUUGGUUUCUUGGCUUGUGGAUUCUGGUGGAUUUGACUUGAUUUUAAGUUUCUGUUUGGUUGGUGAACUUUUCCUUAUCUGAGGUUUCUUUUUCUUGAUUGUAUUUAGUGGUUUUAGGGUUUGGUUCUUGAUUUAUUAUCUGGUGCAAAAAGACUCAAUUUUUGUGCCAGUUAGGUCCUGUUUAGGAAUUAGUUUAAGUUUGGGAAAGUUGGAAUUGUUGAGCUCAGAAUGGGGAAGGAAAGUUGGAAAAAGUCGGAAAAGAUACGAGGUAAAUCUGGUGAAAAUAGUAGUCCUAGAGCAUUUGAUAAUGAUACAGCAGUUUUCAUUGCGAUGUCAAAGGAACUUAAGGAUGAGGGGAAUAAGUUAUUUCAGAAACGGGACUAUGAAGGGGCAAUGAUGAAGUAUGACAAAGCUAUUAAGUUGCUUCCGCGGAUCCACAUAGACGUGUCUUACCUCCGUAGUAAUAUAGCAGCUUGUUAUAUGCAGAUGGGACUCAGUGAAUAUCCUAGGGCGAUACACGAGUGUAAUUUGGCUCUUGAAGUCACACCGAAAUAUAGUAAGGCGCUUUUGAAGAGAGCUAGGUGUUAUGAGGCUUUGAAUAGGCUGGAUUUGGCUCAGAGGGAUGUUAAUAGGGUGCUGGAGAUGGAGCCAAAUAAUCUCAUGGCUACUGAGAUUGCUGAGAGGGUGAAAACAACCAUCGAGCAAAAAGGCAUCGGGGCAAAUGACGUUCCAAUAGAGUUGAUUCCGGUACCUGAAUAUGUUGAGCCACCUUUUGCUUCCAGUCACUCCAAAUCAUUAAAAGAGAAGGCUCUAAAGAAGAAAACCAAGAAAGUAGAGGAGAAGAUGGUUGAUGGGAAAGCGGAAGAGAAGGAAUUCAACAACGGAAUUGAUUUAAAGCAAAUUGAUAACAGGAAUGAGGAAAAGAACACUGAGGACCAGAAUGAAAAUACAGUUAAAGACGAGACUCAGGAAGAAAAGGUUGAUGACAAGAUGGAUGAAAAUAAAGCUGAGAACAAGACCAACAGAAAGAAAGCUAAGGAUAAGAGUAAGGAAAAGAAGAGUAAGGACAAGAUCAAGGUAAAUAAGGCACAGGAUCGGCGUGAGGAGAACAAAGACACGGACAAUGAGGAGAGGAGAACUGAAGAUAAAUUAGUGGUGGAGGAAAUUAUCAGUCAUAACACAGAAGAGGAAUCAAAACGAACAGUGAAAUUAGUAUUUGGGGAAGACAUAAGAUGGGCCCAAGUUCCUCUUAACUGCAGCAUCUUGACACUGAGGGAGAUCAUAGGCGAUCGUUUCCCAAACUUGAAAGCAGUCCUAAUCAAGUAUAGGGACCAAGAAGGUGACCUGGUUACAGUGACAACAAACGAGGAGUUAAGGUGGGCUGAAGCUUCUAUUGGACAUGGUUCUACAAGAUUCUAUAUCGUGGAAGUUAGUCCGGUGCAGGAUCCUUUCUACGAGAAAAUCAAAAGGGUGGGAGACGAUCAUAAAUACAGUGCACGACAUGAUAAGAUUGUUGAAAAUGGAAAUGUUGAAAGAAGCAAGGAGUUGCAUGACGGUCCAGUUUGCAUUAAUGAUUGGAUCGUCCAGUUCUCUAAUUUGUUCAAAAACUAUGUUGGAUUUGAGUCCGAUGAUUAUCUGGAUCUCCAUGAAGUCGGAAUGAAGCUAUACUCUGAGGCUUUGGAAGAGGCAAUCACAAGUGAAGAAGCUCAAUGCCUUUUUAACACAGCUGGAGAAACAUUUCAGGAGAUGGCUGCUCUGGCAUUGUUCAACUGGGGUAAUGUUCAUAUGUCCAGGGCACGGAAAAGGGUCUACUUGAAGGAAGAUAGUUCUGGAGAAUCUGUGCUUGCGCAGAUAAAAAUUGCUUAUGAUUGGGCUCUAAAAGAAUAUACAAAAGCAGGAGAGAGAUAUCAAGACGCAUUAAAUAUCAAACCAAACUUUUAUGAAGGUAUCCUUGCUCUGGGGCAGCAACAGUUUGAGCAGGCAAAGCUUUCUUGGUAUUAUGCGAUUAGCACUGGAGUCAAUUUGGAUUCUUGGCCUUCUACUGAAGUUUUGCUGCUUUACAACACUGCUGAGGAAAAUAUGGAAAGAGGUAUGCAGAUGUGGGAGGAGGCAGAGGAGCAGCGUCUGAGCGAACUAUCGCGUCCCAACAAAAUGCCUUCGCAGAAGAUGAAGCCGGAGAAUUUGUUCAAAGGAAUAUCCACAGAUGAAGCUACUGAGCAAGCUGCAAACAUGAGGUCUCAGAUAAAUUUACUAUGGGGUACGAUGCUAUAUGAACGAUCACUUAUGGAGUUCAAACUCGGGCUUCCACUCUGGGAAGAAUCUUUGGAGGUUUCUGUUGAAAAAUUUGAAUUGGCUGGAGCUUCUGCAACAGAUAUUGCUGUUAUGAUAAAAAAUCAUUGUUCCAACAGUACUGCAACAGAAGGGCUGGGAUUCAAUAUUGACGAGAUUGUACAGGCAUGGAAUGAGAUGUAUGAAGCAAAACGGUGGGAAAGAGGCGUUCCUUCUUUCAGGUUGGAACCAUUGCUUAGGCGACGAGUUUCCAAGCUGUAUCAUGCCCUUGAAUUAGCAUAAGUUCUUGUUAUGGUGUCAGGGGAGUCAAGAUUGAAACUCGAUGUUACUGCUGUUGUUGCACCCGGUCUACACUUAUGCUCACUGGGAAGGGACUGUAUGUGCAUCAGCUGUUAAUACAGGUUUUGGAAGAUGGACCUUGUGACACUUAGAAUUGUGCAUUACCUGUUUUUGUUCCACCAAAAUAGAAAAAGAAAGAAAUUUUUUUCCUCUUUUCAUUCAUAUAGAGAUGAAGAGGCAGAAAUCUGUUUUUCUUUAUUUUUGCCUUGUCGUCGUUGUCUUGCCCAAUGCUGUGGUUCCUCAAGAACCAGCAGCGCGAAUCGCUUUAUCAGUUUUCAGUUGUUCUCCUUUUGGAUCAUGGAAGGGUCCUAAAGGCAUUCUUUUCUUAUAGAAAUUUCUUUGUUAGGAGAAACUUUCAUGGCUUGGACUAUUUUUUUGUCAGUUGGUUCAUAUAGGGUUUUAGAUAAGAGUUUUCUUGUAUUGUAUUAAGGUAACAUUAUGGGAGUUAAUUAUGUACUUUACUGUUGUUUGUGUGA